GCACUCUGCUUAAUCAAGUUGGCCCUGACUCCUACACCAAGGCUGCAGGUUGCCACUGAACACAGCUGGUGUUGUGUUGAAACUGUGUAUGAGGAAGUGGUCAGGCUGAGAGCAUCACUGUGCUGUUCAGACAGACUGACACAAAGUCAACAUCCAGUGAACAUGAAGGCUUCAUCUGGUUCUCUGAUUCUCGGCCUGGCUGCUCUGCUGCUGCCUGGACUGACAGUCUCUGCAGUCUUUCUGAAUGCUCGUCCAAACCGUCUGCAGUUCCUGACAGAGGAGUCUGUCUCUCUGAGCUGUGAGGGACAGCAGAGCUCUGCAGGAUGGACAGUGAGGAGGACGGCAGGAGGAGGGAAGGCACAGCGGUGUGGUGACGGUCCACAAGAUUUUGGGAGUUUUGACGGAUCCUCUUGCAUCAUCUCAGACCUCUCCUCAUUAUCAGACAGUGGUGUUUACUGGUGUGAAAACAAUGAUGGGCACAAGACUCCUGAACUCAACAUCACUGUGUCUGAUGUAAUCCUGGAGAUUCCCUUGCUUCCUGUGAUGGGAGGAAGUGAUGUUACACUGCGCUGUAGAACCAGGGACGGAUCCAUAGACAUAGCUUAUUUCUUCAGAAACCGUGUCCGCAUUGGAUCAGGACCUAAAGGGGAAUUUACCAUCAGCAAAGUUAAACAGUCUGAUGAUGGAGUCUACUUCUGUUCUACUGAUCUGAGUGGACACUCUUCACAGAGUCGGCUAAUUGUCAGAGAUCUUUCUCCAACAGAUCGUCCUCUUACUACUCCUUCUCACCACUCUACACUCUCUCCUGAUACUUACCUUCCCUCCACUCCUCCUCCAUCCUCUCCUCUCUCCUCUCUCCUCCUCCCUGUUGUAGCAGCUCUGGUGUCGCUGAGUGUUCUCGUUUCGAUCCUGGCUGGAGUUCUGCUGCUCUGCAAAAGACAAGCAGGCCUGGCUGUGCAGCUGCUGUCUGGACUGGCAGUUUCUGCAGGCCUGGCUGUUCUGCUGCUGGCUGGACUCACAGUCUCUGCAGGUGCCUUCCCUCCUCCCACUGUGUCUAUGGUGAGACUGCUCUGCCAUCUAGUGGUCUUCUGCCCGUACUGCAUGUUGACCAUCCUUAUGUUAUCGAUUUACUGCAGCAAGAAGACAGGAAACAAACAACCUGUCUCCAGAGAGACAGCCGAUCGAGUUGAAGGUGAAGAUUAUGGCAACGUCACCACUGAGCAUGACUUCUGAGCUGAAGAGGCUGAUAGUGCUGAACAUCAUAGUUGCAAUAAAUACCAAUCGUUCUGUUACAGUUAUUCAUCUGAAUAUUACAAACUGACAAGACUCAACAGAUUUUCAGGGUCAGGGAUACUUGUCAUCUGUUGUGUUUGAACAUAAAGUGACACUUUUAAACUUGAAAAAUAAACUCAGAUUUUUUAACGA
Lates calcarifer (barramundi perch) is the source of this 1425-nucleotide messenger RNA. RefSeq lists its product as uncharacterized. Gene Ontology annotation, molecular function: transmembrane signaling receptor activity. Gene Ontology annotation, biological process: cell surface receptor signaling pathway. Bases 163 to 1233 code for a protein of 356 amino acids. The transcript is spliced from 9 exons. Lineage: Eukaryota; Metazoa; Chordata; Actinopteri; Centropomidae. The record is from RefSeq and is a predicted model, not a curated record.